CCAUCCAGCAGGUUGUGUCACAGUUUAUCCCCUACUCACCCACCUACCUGUUGAACAUUUACAUCAUUUAUUUGCAAAAGCGGGGGCCGGCAGUCGCUGUCGAAGAACAAAGUGAAAAACCUAGGCCGUGGACAGGUAAGGGAAAAGGAGGGGAAGACAUCGAGGAAAGAAGGAAGUAAAGAAGGACGAGAGGAGCGUUGGGCUGGAACUCAACAGGUUGGCUACUUCAAUGUUAUAGCAGCGGCUCGGACUUUUUAAUUCCCCCCCUCUCCUUUACAUCGACACACAAACAAACACUAAAAUUAAAAUGCCGCUGGGACCAUGGAGGAAAAAAAACAAGUCGACGAAAGAGCAGCUUGUGGACAACGAGGAGGUCAGUGGCGGACACGCAGGUGCCGGGAGCUUGGCUAAAUCCGCCGUGAAUGGAGCGGGGCUGCCUCCUCCACCUGCCAGCCAGCGGCCCAAGCUCGUCUUCCACACGCAGCUUGCUCAUGGAAGCCCCACCGGGAGGAUCGAGGGAUUUGGCAACGUGAAGGAGUUGUAUGCGAAAAUAGCCGAGGCGUUUAAUAUAAGUCCACCUGAGAUCCUGUUCUGCACCCUGAACACCCACAAGAUUGACAUGGAAAAGCUGUUGGGGGGGCAGAUCGGUCUCGAGGACUUCAUCUUCGCCCACGUUAAAGGGAUCAAGAAGGAGGUGGAAGUGCGUAAGUCCGAGGAUGCUCUGGGUCUCACCAUCACCGACAACGGAGUGGGCUACGCUUUCAUCAAGCGCAUCAAGGAGGGCAGCGUGGUGGACGGAGUGAAGGUGAUCUGCGUGGGAGACCACAUAGAGAGCAUCAACGGGUGUAACAUCGUCGGGACCCGGCACUACGAGGUCGCCCGCAUGCUUAAAGAGCUGCCCAAAGACAAAACCUUCACCCUCAAACUGGUCGAACCCAUGAAGGCCUUCGAAAGGCUCGAACCCAGAUCGAAGGGCGCCAAACCUGCCAGUGAGACCAAGGUCGGCACAGGGAGGGGGACCCUAAGACUUCGCUCCAAGGGUCCAGCAACAGUGGAGGAGGAGCCGACAGAAUUUGAGGAGAAAGCCGUGAAGAAGGUAGACGACCUCCUGGAGAGCUACAUGGGCAUCAGAGACACUGAGCUGGCCGCCACGAUGGUCGAGGUGGGCCGCGACAAGAAGAACCCGGAUGAGUUCGCCAUGGCGUUAGACGAGACUCUCGGAGACUUCGCCUUCCCGGAUGAGUUUGUCUUUGACGUGUGGGGCGCCAUCGGAGACGCCAAGCAGGGAAGAUUUUAAGUUUGGCUCCGGCUUCCCUACAAAAA
Molecule: messenger RNA, 1323 nt
Organism: Scomber japonicus (chub mackerel)
Lineage: Eukaryota; Metazoa; Chordata; Actinopteri; Scombriformes; Scombridae
Gene: gipc2
Product: GIPC PDZ domain containing family, member 2
Exons: 6
Coding region: 308-1297 (329 amino acids)
Molecular function (GO): protein binding
Source: RefSeq, a predicted model, not a curated record